Molecule: messenger RNA, 486 nt
Organism: Pantherophis guttatus
Lineage: Eukaryota; Metazoa; Chordata; Lepidosauria; Squamata; Colubridae
Gene: LYRM7
Product: LYR motif containing 7
Biological process (GO): mitochondrial respiratory chain complex III assembly
Cellular component (GO): mitochondrial matrix
Molecular function (GO): protein folding chaperone
Source: RefSeq, a predicted model, not a curated record
GGAUGGGCGUGGCUUUGUUCCUCCCGGAAACCUCUAUAAGAGGGAUUCCUCCAAGAGCGCCGGUCCCAGCGAUGCGAAGGGCAGAGGUUAGUGGAUGGUCCUGUGUGUACCUUUCGCAGGUCUUGAAAGUUUUCAAGAUUUUACAUAGGACAAGGCAAAAUGUGUUCAAAGGUGACACCAGAAGCUUAGAUGCUGCAAGACUUAAGAUAAAUGAAGAAUUCAAAAAUAAUAAAAAUGAGACUUCUCCUGAAAAAAUAGCUGAGUUUAUAAAAAUAGCUUCAGAUGUGGAAGUUUUACUUAGAACAUGUGUCCUACAAGGUGUUUAUGUGGAUGCCAACAAAAUAAAGCUUUUACCAAGAAAGGAGGUACUACGAGACAAUGCCCCAUUCUGUGACACACCGAAGCAAAACACAUGAACAGAAUAAAACUUUUGAUUCAUUAACAAUGCCAUGUAAUUUCUUUUAAAAUAAAAUCGCUUUCCUAUAA